ACACUACCGUUGAACAACAGUUCAUUCAGCUUGCUUGUAACUGCAGAGGUGCAUACCAGGAAAAUUCACAAGAUUCUUGGAGUUUUUUUUUUCAGCGAAGAGCUCUCAUACUAAUAUUUUAUUCACUUCAUUAUCUUCAUGUGAGAGAAGAACUAGCUACUUUCCAAUAUGUGGGCCUCUGCAAGCCUUCUCCUGGCAGCAUCUCUGCUUGUUGGAAAUAUGGUUGCCGAGCGCUGCCCACGAAUCUGCAUCUGUGAUCGCGUCAAGUAUCAAGUCAUGUGUUUGAACAAGAACCUCACUGAGGUGCCAGUUAACAUCCCUCAGGUAACUCAAAGAUUUGACCUUCGCCGUAAUGAAAUCAAAGUCAUCCCUGCAGGAACAUUCCUCCCUAUCCCAUAUCUCACCCAUUUGAACCUUCAGAAAUGCAAGGUGGAAAGAAUUGAGGAGGGAGCCUUCAGAGGAUUAGGACGUAUGGUUUACCUCAAUCUGGCCCACAACAAUAUAGCCUUCAUUUACCAGGAGUCCUUUGAUGGUUUGUCUUCUCUUCGACAACUAAUGCUAGAAAAUAAUCACAUUGAAGAAAUAAUGCCGGGAGCUUUUGGACAGCUGGGCUUCCUCAACUUUCUUAAUUUGGCCAGAAAUUCUUUGGUGUAUCUACCAGAUAUGGUCUUCCAGGGACUUCACUUGACCAAGUGGAUCAAUUUGUCCCAUAAUUCCCUCAAUGUGCUUGCCAAUGAACCCUUUGGUGGGCUACCAAAUCUAAGGAGGUUGAGCCUAGACCAUAAUGAACUGCAGUUCCUUCCCACCGAUGCACUGUCUAGACUGUCAGGUACAAACAGGUUGGACUUAGGACACAAUCCCAUUGCUUAUAUCAGCGAGGAGGCCGUUCAGAUGGCUUCCCUGAAACAACUCUUCUUGGACAACAUGGUCCUUCAGGAUGUCUCACACAGAGCUUUCACCAAGAGCCCUCUGCUUCAUACCCUUGACUUGCACAACAACCAGCUCCUUGUGCUGCAGCCAUUGACAGAAAUGGCCCAUCUGAAAAAGGUCAAUUUGACAGGAAACCCGGUGCUUUGCACUUGUUACAUGUGGCCUUUCAAAGAGUGGGCUGCCAAAAAAAGGAUACACGCCGACGUGGUGUGUGCUGGCCCAGUUAGCUCCAGAGGAGAACAUCUGGAAUCUUUAAGGUCAACAGAUAUGACGUGUAGGGAUCACGCCUUGGAAGAGAAGUUGCUUCCUAGUAUGGCCACAUUCACCAGGAGCUCCGAGGAGGAUGCUGUAAAGUGUCCAAAAGGAUGUACCUGUUCAUCCGACUACCAGCAUGUUAACUGCGACCGCAAAAAUCUCCAGAGCAUCCCCAAAGGAUUUCCUAGCAACACCCAACUCUUGGACAUGCGCCACAAUGAGUUCCGCUCCAUGCCCAAAGACUCCUUCCCGGGCUUGAAAAACCUGACAUCUCUUCACUUACAGAACUGCAAGAUUGAAACCCUGCAACCCGGUGCUUUCCAGGACCUGAAAAGCCUUGUGUAUCUUUACCUCUCAAAUAACAGCAUCUCUUCUUUAGAUGCGGCUGUUUUUAAAGGAACCGCCCAGCUUGCUUACCUCUACCUGGAUCACAACAGAUUCACACACAUAUCCCAGGGUGCUUUUCGCUUCUUGCCCAACCUCUUUGCCCUUCACUUGGAACACAACUCCAUCAGCCAAAUUUCAGAUAAUGCUCUUUCUGGGAUGGAAAAGCUACACUGGCUUUAUCUAACGGGAAACCGCAUUGCUCAGGUGUCUCCCAGGGCUCUGGGUCAAGCCAAGAUGCUGGAGAAGCUUCACCUAGAUGAUAAUUCUUUGGAGGAAGUGCCCACCAGGUCCCUCAGGGGACUGCCCACACUUAGUGAACUGAAGCUGUCCAAAAACCCUAUAAAGCACAUCAAGGACAAUGCCUUUCUUCCCGUGGCAAGAUCAUUGCAACACCUCUACCUGGAUAAUACAGGGCUAGAACAGAUUUCUUCUGGUGCCUUUGCUGGUUUAGGUCCAAAGAUAAAAAGUAUGUACCUGGAGAAGAACAAAAUGCACACUGUGCCUGAUUUCAGUGCCUUUACAGCUCUGGAGGUCAUCAACUUAAGUGACAUACCAUUCCAUUGUGACUGUCAACUUCUCCCACUACGCAAGUGGCUUGACAAGCUGAACCUGAGAGUAGGAGCCACGUGUGACUCUCCAGCUGCUGUACGUGGCCAAAAGGUGAAGCGCACAACUGCCUUCCAAAGUUGCCGUGACUGGAGUACCAAGAAGGCCAAGCGGACCAGCUCAACUAAAGCCAAAACUAAGGUUGCAAGUAGGUCUAGUAAAAGGCAGCAAGCGGGAAAAAGACAAAUGAGAGCAAGCAAGAAAAGCAAGGCAUGAAAGGAAGCAAACCAAUAUUGCUGAAGGAAACCUCUUGAUCUUCUCAUCUAUUAAAAAAUUAAGUUGGAACAGCGAGUAUCAUCCACACUCAUGGCCUACAAAUUCACUCUGCUAGAACAUACACUUCUUCAAAGGAAGAAAACAGACUUAACGUCAUUCAACAUUUGGUGAGCCUAAGAUGUUAGAGAGUUAGCCAGCAGAACUCUGUGCAAAGAUUUAAACAAAAAUAUAUUCAGCAACUUUCAACACAUUAUAGUUGAAAUAUACGAACUGUUCAAAAUACAAGGAUAUGCUUGUUUUGUUCUGCUUGUCAGGAAACAAUGGAGAGUGACUUUGGAGAUAUAAUAGAACAUGUCCCUUGUUCUUUUAAACAUGUCCUUGUACCCAAAAAAGGCCUUUCCCCCAAAAGGAUAGAAGUUUCCUUUUUUUU
Anolis sagrei ordinatus is the source of this 2824-nucleotide messenger RNA. RefSeq names its product chondroadherin like (gene CHADL). Gene Ontology annotation, molecular function: protein binding. The record is from RefSeq and is a predicted model, not a curated record. Lineage: Eukaryota; Metazoa; Chordata; Lepidosauria; Squamata; Anolidae. Gene Ontology annotation, cellular component: plasma membrane; extracellular matrix.